Messenger RNA from Pyrus x bretschneideri (Chinese white pear), 1364 nucleotides. RefSeq lists its product as uncharacterized. The coding region runs from base 181 to 942 and encodes 253 amino acids. The record is from RefSeq and is a predicted model, not a curated record. NCBI's taxonomy places the organism in Eukaryota, Viridiplantae, Streptophyta, Magnoliopsida, Rosales, Rosaceae. The transcript has 7 exons.
UAGCCCGCACCUAAACCACAGUGCUCGGCCCGCUUGAGCUGAAGACUGAAACACUGAAAGAAGGAAAACAGAAGACCUGCUAAGGGAACCUCGUCGUCUCUCUUGCAUCUUCAACCUCUCAGAAAUCCCGAACCGAUCGCAUACAUCAACGGAUCGGGUUUGGAUCUGUGAGCAAAUCGGAUGGGGACGCGAAACGACGUCGUGGAGAUUGAUAGCUUGGAGGAGGGGUUGCUGUCAGAAACUGCAACCGAAGCAGAAGGUGAAGAACCAGUUCUGUAUUCAGCUUCGUUUCAGGAAACGGAGGAGAAUUUUGUGAAGUACCAAACUGCACGAUGGCUUCUCUACUCUGGGCUUUUGGUACUGGCAUGGGGGAUUGGGAUUUUUAUGCUGCUUUAUCUGCCCGUCCGCCGCUACAUUCUGCGAAAGGAUAUUCGAUCGCGGAAGCUCUAUCUAACUUCCAAUGCCAUUGUCUACAAGUAUGCAAAGCCGGUUCCAUUUCCAAUUUUCGGGGUGUUGAAGAAGGAGAAGCAUUUUUUGUUGCCUUCAGUAGCGGAUGUUGUGAUCGAGCAAGGAUAUCUGCAGUCUCUCUUCGGUGUCUACUCACUUAGAAUAGAACAUGUUGGUGUCAGAAGGCCGGCAAGCGAUGAUGUUCAUAUUCAUGGCAUUGCGAAUCCCAGUGCUUUCAGGAAGGCAGUCCUCAUGCGCCUUUCAAGCAUGACUAAUGAGGUCUUCUCUAGACAAAUUUCCACACUUGAAGAUAUUCCAAAUUUGAAGCUUCAGGGGUCCCCGUCAAAGUCUCUCAGGUAUGGGGAUCUAGUGCUGCUGCAAAAACUUGAGGAAGUUGGAAGUUCUGUAAAGAGGGUUCAAACUAUACUCGAGGAGCAACAUCCUCAAACACCAGGACCUACAGACGGAAGCGCGCGAAGAGUGUUAAAUUUGUAAUUCUGGCCUUUCACAUUCUUAGUUAGAUAUUUUUCUUCCGAACGGAAGCUGUUUGUUCAAUUAGAUACUGAAUUCUAGAAUAUCCUACGUCCUGGAUAUAGUGUGUGAGGCAGGAUAUGCAGAAGGAGGGAAAUUUCAUGUCAGGCCUUUGUUCGUACAAGUUGCACACCACUACCAUGUUAGUAUCACCUAUCUCGUCUGCCAAAUCCAGGAUUACAACCCUGCAAACGUUAUGCAUUCUUCCUACAUUUCUGCUGGUGCCCACAAACAAGGUCCUGUUGAUUCCAAAUGUACUUUGUAUCUUAUCAUUUGCAAGUAUAGAAAUUGACCCAUGUAAAGAUUCAUGAUUCUCCCUUUGGGGGUUUGUUGUGUGCUGUUCUUUCCAUGAAAAAUGUAAAUGCUUUUUUCUUUCGACCCUUCAA